Messenger RNA from Fundulus heteroclitus (mummichog), 1420 nucleotides. RefSeq names its product chromosome 11 C5orf24 homolog (gene c11h5orf24). The coding region runs from base 613 to 1266 and encodes 217 amino acids. The transcript has 2 exons. Lineage: Eukaryota; Metazoa; Chordata; Actinopteri; Cyprinodontiformes; Fundulidae. The record is from RefSeq and is a predicted model, not a curated record.
AAAUGAUGCGGAUCCCACAAAAAUGUCUCGGAAUUCCCACCUCCACAGCGAGCAUUGUUUUUGAAAGCGUCACAACUCGUCUCGUGGUCUUUUUCUCCGCUGCAGCGUUGAAAACAAAGCAACCCUGUUCACCUUUAUUGUUUUGUGGCCGACAAACGCUCAUAUUUGUCGACGUGUGUAGCGUCAGAGCGGCUUCACGAAGUGGACAGGCUCGAAAAAACCUCCACCUCAGUUCAGCUGCGGCGCGCAUGCUCAGACCGCGCUCUCUCCGCUCGCGCUUAUUAAUAUUUAACGGAAAAUGGCUGCUUUUCUUAUCCAAACCGCCGGAGCCGAGCAAUAAAGGAACCCCGCCGGACUGACGUCCCUUUUCUUUCUUCGUUUUCGGCCUCGCUGCCGCUCACAUCGCACCGUUUCGAUGUGUUUGACUUCACGCUGAGCCGAACCCAAGAACCGAGCCGUUAGGUGGAGAGAGGAAAAAAAAAAUAACCGAGGGGGAGAAAUGGAUCGACUCCCGCUCUGAGGGGAUGAAAGAUAAUUUUUCUCCUUUAUAAAAAAAAUAAAAUAAAAAAAAUACCCCGUCUGCUCAGAGACCUGCGAACAAUCGAGCGAAAGAUGAUGCGCCAGGUGACCACCACUGACUUCUGCAUGAACAGCAGGCCGUCUUGCCUGGCAGAGGACGGCCACCACCCCGCCGCCCAUUUCGAACUCUGCGCCUCGCAGCCCAACAAGUUCUACCCUCCUCCGCCUCCCGCCUCCCUGCAGAUGACGCUGGCGCCCAUGGCCCUACCCGCCCAGAGCCACAAGCCCAUGGUGUGUCACAGACAGGAUAUUCUGGGAGGCGACCCGCGCUCGACCGGGAAAAUACCCAACCUGAAAGGCUCAGAGCAAACCCCCAGUGACGCUAAGAAAAAGACCAAAGGCGCCGGGAAGACGGGCAGACGCGGCCGGCCUCUGGGAACCACUAAGCUGGCUGGGUACAGAACCAGCACCGGGCGGCCCCUGGGCACCACCAGGGCCGCGGGGUUCAAGACGAGCCCGGGACGGCCGCUCGGCACGACCCGAGCCGCCGGGUACAAGGUGAGCCCGGGACGGCCUCCCGGCAGCAUCAAGGGCCUGUCCCGCCUCAACAAACUGGCGUACAGCAGCGUCUGCAGCGGCGCGGCCUUCCCCUACCCACUCCCACACAAAGAAAUCCUCUGCGACGCGCCCUGCAAAGAGAAGACAGGUAACGAGGAGAGGCUCUGCGCUGUCUCCACUUCACCCUGAACUGCUAAAACCAGAAAACACUGCUGCUUCCUGCGAGGGGUGACUGCAAAAAGGAGGAUGUUAUUAUUACUAUUAUUUUCUUCUUCUUUUUUUGGGGGGGGAUUAUCUGUCUUGCUGUCAUUCGUGUGCCUGCCGCCUGAUAAAAAAAAAAAAA